This is a messenger RNA of Poecilia latipinna (sailfin molly), 951 nucleotides long. Its product is annotated as claudin-4-like. The record is from RefSeq and is a predicted model, not a curated record. Gene Ontology annotation, cellular component: membrane; bicellular tight junction. Gene Ontology annotation, molecular function: structural molecule activity. Bases 417 to 947 code for a protein of 176 amino acids. Lineage: Eukaryota; Metazoa; Chordata; Actinopteri; Cyprinodontiformes; Poeciliidae. The transcript is spliced from 3 exons.
UUCAGGCCCCAGCCGGGGACGUCGAGCUGGAACUUCGAUAAGCUCGAUAAACAUUCCUGAUGCUGCAUAGGAAUGUAAUCCCCCCGGGGCCGGUACUGGUGGCGGCGGUUGAAGAAGGAUGUGGCCUGAGAGCCGGGAGCAGAAGGUGGAGAUGGGCGGAGGUGGGUUGAUCACAGCUGGUAAGCGGAGGAGGCCUUGGCCAGGAGGUCCUUUUCAACUGGAGCUCGAACAAUGAUUGGCCGAAGCGAGGCUUGAUCCAACGCUGAUAGGUCCAGGGUGAAGAGAGGGAGGCGCUGAUUGAUGAGGCAGGUGAAGUUAAAGAGUCUUCCAAAUUGAAUUUGCGCCAAAGCUUCAUUUCAGUUGCCACUUUGCUUAAAGUUACAACAAACAGAAGAGCCUGCAGAACGUCAGAAAGAAUGGCAUCAAAAGCAGUUCAGAUGGUUUGUGUGGCUCUCGGCGCCAUCGGGCUGAUUGGGGUCAUCACCUGUUGCGCCCUGCCUGAAUGGCUUGUCCUGAGAAACUACAGCUAUCCUGAAUAUCAUUAUGGUCUGUGGAUGAUAUGUGUAAAGAACGGAACUGGAGCGCCGGAGUGGAUAACGUAUAAAAACGCCAAGGUGCCGUUACGCUCUGACUUUCAUGUCGCCCAGACCUUAAUCACCAUCAGCUGCAUCCUCAGUGGUCUCAGCCUCCUCAUCCUGAUCUUUGGUUCCGACUUCACCACAUGUGUUCAGAACAAAAACACCAAACCCAAAAUGAUCCUGGUGGCCGGAGUGGGCCUGCUGCUGGCCGGCCUGCUGGUGAUCAUCCCGGUCAGCUGGUUUUCAACCAACAUGAGAAACGCACCAGAGGGAGUGGUGCUGGGAGUUAGCAUCUAUAUCGGCUGGACAGAUGGUCUGCUGAUGAUCCUGACUGGAGUUCUGAUCUGGUACGUCAGCAGACCCAAAUAAAGCA